AUGCGACUCCCAACAACCCUUCUCGCUCUGUCUGUCUCCCUCCCACUUGUCUCCGCACUACCCUUCCCGCUCAGCCUCUUCUGCCGCGACCUCACCUUUCCCAUAAUCCACAAACGCGGUCUCCCCGGCGCCGUCUACAUCUGCACAGAACGCAACUUUGCUGGUGAAUGCGGUUGGGUUAUGCCAUCCACGAACUGCCACAUCCCCGGCACCGGAGACGACACACCUCGCUCCAUCGGCCCCGACCCCGGCGGAUUCUGCAUCCUGUAUGAAAAAGCCACCUGCAAAGGAAACCAAGUCUUGACACUCAGGUUCCCGGGUGCUGAUUCGGCUAUCCCAGAAUUCGGGGGCAUGAAGUGCUUUGCAAAUGGCGUGGGCAAUAUGACUCAGAACCUUGCGGGUGCUGCAAGUGGUGCGCCAGGCUCGGGGGAUGCGAGACUGGCGGGUGGGAUUGUGAGGGAGAUGGUGGAGAAAGGACAUCCGGAUGGGAUGAUUGGGUUGGAGAAGGGGGUAUAUUAUUAG
Molecule: messenger RNA, 522 nt
Organism: Lindgomyces ingoldianus
Lineage: Eukaryota; Fungi; Ascomycota; Dothideomycetes; Pleosporales; Lindgomycetaceae
Exons: 2
Coding region: 1-522 (173 amino acids)
Source: RefSeq, a predicted model, not a curated record